Vitis vinifera (wine grape) is the source of this 839-nucleotide messenger RNA. RefSeq names its product Cyanate hydratase (gene CYN). Lineage: Eukaryota; Viridiplantae; Streptophyta; Magnoliopsida; Vitales; Vitaceae. Bases 34 to 528 code for a protein of 164 amino acids. The record is from RefSeq and is marked validated. The transcript is spliced from 4 exons. Gene Ontology annotation, molecular function: cyanate hydratase activity; DNA binding.
AAGAGAGUAGAGAGAAUUGGAACAACAGCAGACAUGGAAGAGAGCAAGUCAAGCGUGGCGAGUCGGCUGAUGAGCGUGAAACGCACGUCGGGGAAGUCGUACGGACGGAUAGCAGAAGAGACGGGCCUUACCAACGUGUACGUUGCCCAGCUCCUGCGACGUCAAGCUCAGCUGAAGGCCGAUACUGCCCCUAAGUUACAGGCAGCCCUCCCGGAGCUAACCGAUGAACUCCUUCAAGAGAUGAUGAAACCUCCACUGAGGUCCUACGACCCCCAUUUGAUCCAGGAACCCACUGUUUACAGAUUGAAUGAAGCCGUGAUGCAUUUUGGUGAGAGCAUCAAGGAAAUUAUCAAUGAGGAGUUUGGCGAUGGCAUUAUGUCAGCCAUAGACUUCUACUGCUCAGUUGACAAAGUUAAAGGUGUGGAUGGAAAGGAUCGUGUGGUCUUGACGUUUGAUGGGAAGUAUUUGCCUCAUACAGAGCAGAAAUCGGAGCAUAUGGUUUCAAGGCUAAGGCUGCAGGGAGAUUAAAGGACUUCCUCAUCACGAGGCUAGGAGCAUAUGGUUGGUGCGGGGAGUUUACUGAACAUCCUCAUCAUAAGGUAGCACCGUAGACGCUCUGUUCUGAGUCCAUUAUAUGAAUGAAACCAUGCGAGUUUCAUAGCCACCAGGCUUUGUUGAAAUAAAAUCCAGCUGUGUGAAGUUGGUGCUUGUAUCAGUAUGUUAUCUUGAAGAGGACAUCUGAAUAAAUAUUAUAUGGGAGGUAUCCAUCCAACUAUACUAGACCCCUGAAAUCUGAUGCAUUUUUUAAUCUUAGCGUAGCCCCUGAUGUAAUUUUGUUU